Molecule: messenger RNA, 771 nt
Organism: Pseudocercospora fijiensis CIRAD86
Lineage: Eukaryota; Fungi; Ascomycota; Dothideomycetes; Mycosphaerellales; Mycosphaerellaceae
Exons: 2
Source: RefSeq, a predicted model, not a curated record
CGGCUUUCCAGGUCGGAGGCUCGGGCCCGAGCAGAUGACGACAGACACAGCAGUGAGGACGACGAGGAUCGUCGUGCAGGAAGGCAAGAAGCUGGACGAGAUUGACUACGUCGACCGACCAGAAAUCCAUGUGCCUUCACAGCCAAAUCGCGAUGGCAAGGGACCUACAGAGAGUAUUAGCAUGCCUUUCAAGUACGUGAAAGGACCUGACGGCAAGCCCAUCAUGCCCACAGGAAUGCACGAGCUGCUUGCGAGUGACGCCGACAAGGACAUCAUGGAUCUGCUUUGAUCUAUGACAAUGUCUACUCCACCCCAUACUCCGAACCACAACAUCAAUUUUGCAACGCCCGACAUGGGCACUGCCAGGAGCAAUCCCUUGUAUGAAUGGCGAGUAGCAAACGUAGUUGAGGGUCAAAGUAGGCAUUGAGUCUCAGGCUACACCGUAAGUUCUCUCGCAUGUUCCAUCAUAUAACACAUGCUUGCCUAGUACAGUGUUCCUCUCCGAGUCGCGUCCAUCACCUGCCUCCUUACUGUCUGUUGCCCUCACUAAACUUUCACAAGAUCCCGCGGGCACAUGAAAGCUUGCCACAAUUUCGACUCACUUACCAAGUCUCACAUGCUCGAUCAUGUGCUCCGGCACUCACUUGGCGCGCAUUUCCCUCACAUCCUGGUCCAGCUUCUUUUAACAAUAUUCAUUUGAGCUUGAUUCUACUUUCUUCGACCUCAAAGUUGAUCAAGCCUCGGACUAUCAUCCAACGACCUGACAUCACU